This is a messenger RNA of Cydia amplana, 2097 nucleotides long. RefSeq lists its product as uncharacterized. The transcript is spliced from 6 exons. Gene Ontology annotation, biological process: regulation of DNA-templated transcription. The record is from RefSeq and is a predicted model, not a curated record. NCBI's taxonomy places the organism in Eukaryota, Metazoa, Arthropoda, Insecta, Lepidoptera, Tortricidae. Gene Ontology annotation, molecular function: DNA-binding transcription factor activity. Bases 494 to 1873 code for a protein of 459 amino acids.
CGUAAGCGGCGUUUAUUUUCGUGAUUCUGGCUGUUACAUUCGUCUAUUUUAUUUUAAUUCCGGUCUUAUUAACAGAAGUUAUAAGACCUCCGCCAGUGUUUUUUCGUUGCAAAUAAAGAAAGAAAUCUAAAAGUAAAGAAGACGAGGUUGUAGAGAAGGUAUCAUGAGCUACGUGUACUCCCAAAAACCCAAGAGUUUGGUCAGCGCGUUGUAUAACCAUCCCAUGCCCCAGUUGAUGCAGGGCACUGUGUGUAGAAAUAUUUGUUUGCGAAAGGAGAAGUCAAAGAAGUUUAAGACCAGCAUUUUUAGAAGACAUAUCAAGAUGCCUACUGUCGUGACAGUCACUUGGUUGGGAGCCUAAAGGGUUACAAUUUCAACUAGAGCUCAAGAAGAGUUCGAACAAUUCUAUUCAAAAUGGUUGGUCAAAAGAUCAUCUGUGCGAGUGGCACCGACAAUCUCGGAUAUCAAAACAACAAUUUAUACACCAAAAGAUAUGGUUUUUUCGCAAACGAGUCACAGGACUCAAAGUAUUUUGAAUGUGGUAGACAUAGAUCGCAUAAAGAAAGAGAAUCAGGAGAACGGCCUGAACGGAGUAAUCGCCGACGGACCAACCGCAACGCCUCAGCCGCACUGCAGCUUCGCCGAGGUGAGUACUCACGAGUAUCUGAAACCGGAGCCAGUGUUCGAGAGCAAUAUGUAUCACGACACGGACUACGAGUUCUUCCAAGAACUGGCUGGGUGGUGCUCCGAUCCCGCCAAGGAAGAACAAGCACAAAUCAUUGAUUCAGCAAAACAAAUUGAAGACAGGGCAUUCAACACUGACACACUACACACACCACUGUCCCCCGGUUGGGACAGCUUCGACGCCAACGUCGCCGCGCAGGCGAGCUUCUACACCACGACGCCCAGGGACCCGCUGUCGCCGGCCGAGGGCGUCGAUGCGAUGUUCGCCCUGCCGGAGACCGAGCAGUUCGUCGACAUCGCCAGCCUGCCCGUGGUCAUCGACCAGCAGGAGCAGCGGGCCGGCUGGGACACAUACACUAAACUCCUCACACACGAUACGCCCUUCAUCGAUGACGACUCCCAGGACCUGAAGUACAUGGCGUCGGUGACGCCGAGCGAGGUGGAGCGCUGCGACGACGUGAUCACAGAGUACAUCGUGUCUCCACGGAAACACGCGGGCCUGUCGCUGGACGUGGCGGCGCGGCCCGCGCUGGCCGGCCACGUCAUCAGCACGCCCGAGGUGCUGUCCUUCGUCGAGCAACUGGAGCAGGAGAAACACCCCCUCGCUGGCUUGAAAUCUCGGCAGCAAACUCUGGUACAGGAGACUUUCUUGUCUCCGCUGGCAGCGGCGCCGGCUCCGCUGGACUACCAGCCCAUCACACCCAAGAGCGAGCCGCAGGCCGACUCCGAGGAGGAGCCUGCCGCCAGGGUGCCCCGGCGCCGCCGCCGCAGCGAGGACAGCGACGAGGAGUAUUCACCACAUCAGGAGCGCACCACCCCCAGAAAAUACAAGAGGAGAAAGCCCAACAUACCUCUAAAGGACAUGAUCUUGGCGCUCGAGGGCUCGCAGCAGCUCACGAGGGCCCGCAGAGGACGCCCUCCCAAGCGGAGAGACAGCGCCGUCUCCAACGCGUGCAGCGAGAACUCCUCCAUGUCCACGCAGGACACGAAGUACAGGGAACUGAGGGACAAAAACAACGAGGCUUCCAAGCGAUCCAGGAUGCACAGGAAACUGAAGGAACUCCAGAUGGAGCAGGAGGCCGACCAACUCGAGGAGAGGAACAAGAAGCUCAGAGUUCAGGCCGGCAUCCUGGAGGAGAUGGCCAAGAGGCUCAAGGAUGCUCUGCUCACGUCGAUCAUGCAGAAAUAAUCGGGCCCCGCUCGAGCUGAUCCCGUCUCCAGUGCCUUGCACUCUAAACGUACGCUAGUCUACCACGCUCACAGCACGGGUGACGCCUCUUGGCCAGUACAACUAAUAUAUUAACGAUUAGUGCGAUGUACCUCGUGUGAAAACGGAUGGGACUGGUGUCAGUCACAUAGCAUGUGUGAUUGUCUUUAAUAUGUUAUGUUCGCAAUCAUUGGAUUGUAUAAAAA